This is a messenger RNA of Lymnaea stagnalis (great pond snail), 3445 nucleotides long. Lineage: Eukaryota; Metazoa; Mollusca; Gastropoda; Lymnaeidae. The record is from the annotation of a GenBank genome assembly.
GUUUCGUUUGUUUCCAUCGGGGUCGUCAUGAACCGAGUUUCCCACCAGCCGUGAAGGAUGCAAGCUUGAUGAAUCUGGUGAUAGACCCCUGCACGUACCUCUUACUCUUUAGCCCAAAUGGUGGUUUGAUUGUGCACCGGACACUGGCAUCACACACCCGCUAAAGCUGAAUCCGCAUUGUCGACGAGUUUGCUUAGAUUACCGGCCAUUGUUAGACAGCAGGAUGCUCGUGGAGCAGUACACUCGAAAUCUCAAACUCAAGAAAAGGUGAGUUGACAUUUUUCGAACGCGUUCGUUUCUCUUCUUACGCCCAGUUCACAAGAUCAAAUUUUCGUCAAAUUUCGUUUUGAACGCAUCAUUUUGUGUUGCAUCAUAUAGUGCGUUCAAAAAAAGAAAUUUGAUCGUGUGAACUGAGCAUUAGUCCUACGGUUGAUAGGUCUGAGUCUGUGGAUUGUAUACAAAUGUCCUGUGUCCGGAAAAAAAAUGGAACCCUUUUGAUGAUCACGAAAAAAUUAGUGUAAAUAUUGAUCCAUUUUAACCAUCCAACUAAUUUUAGUCUUGACCUACUUAUUGAAGCCUACCUAACAUAAAUUGAUAAAUCCUUCGUAAAAUAUUUUACGUGGUGUUAAUGUUAAAAUAAAUGUUUUGGAAUUUUAAAAAAGAAAAAUUGCUAAAUAUUUAUUCAUUACUUUGAAUCAUUCCCAUUAUAUGAAUUUAAUUUAAGACGAUUCCCUUUUUUUCCGGACACAGUUCAGUGUAUAUAGUAUAUACAUUAUGGGGCUUGGGUAAUUUAAUAAUUUAAAUAAGUUAUAAUUAAACAAUAACUGUUACCCCAUUAUUGUGAAACAAAUAUUUACCCAUAAGUUAGACUAUAUUACUAUCUCCUGAAAGAUGUAGUAUGUAUUAUUUCCCAAUGUUAAAAAAAGUUUAAAAAAAAAAAUCUGAAAUCUGAUUUCCAGGAAAACGAAGCCUCUGCCAAGGGUCAAGGAUGAACCCGUUCCCAUGGUUACCGUGACCGUGGUGGGUGAGCCAGGCGUUGGGAAGAGCUCCAUUGUCAGGAGGUUCAGGAAUGCUGGGUUCAGACAGGAAUAUCUCCAGACCCUGGGAGGUAAUACUUCCAAUGAGCUUCAUCCCUGGCCAUUAAACUCUUGUAUGUAGUACUCUCAAUUAAACUCUUGUAUGUAGUACUCUCAAUUAAACUCUUGUAUGUAGUACUCUCAAUUAAACUCUUGUAUAUGUAGUACUCUCAAUUAAAAUCUUGUAUGUAGUACUCUCAAGUAAACUCUUGUAUGUAGUACUCUCAAUUAAACUCUUGUAUAUGUAGUACUCUCAAUUAAAAUCUUGUAUGUAGUACUCUCAAUUAAACUCUUGUAUGUAGUACUCUCAAUUAAACUCUUGUAUGUAGUACUCUCAAUUAAACUCUUGUAUGUAGUACUCUCAAAUUAAACUCUUGUAUGUAGUACUCUCAAUUAAACUCUUGUAUAUGUAGUACUCUCAAUUAAACUCUUGUAUGUAGUACUCUCAAGUAAACUCUUGUAUAUAGUAUAGUACUCUCAAUUAAACUCUUGUAUGUAGUACUCUCAAUUAAAAUCUUUUUGUAGUACUCUCAAACUCUUGCAUUUAGCAGUAAUACUCUCAAUUAAACUUUUGCAUGUAGCACUCUCAAUUAGGCUCUUGAAUGUAGCACUCUGUUAAGCUCUGUAUGUAUGUAGUGCUCACUCUUAAGCUCUGUUAUGUAAGACUCAAACACGUAUUGGGUUUUUCAUGCUGACUUCUUGGAUCUAGUACUCACUGGUCAUAAUGAUGAUGAUUUAAGACUUUUAAAUUAUUUCAAAUUACUGUAAGCCUUACUAAGGCCCAACACUUUUAGAGUAAAAAAUUAUUAGUCAGGCUUUUGGUUUUCCACAAGGUUUGGAAUGAGUUGACCCCAUGCCAAAUUCACUAUUCACCGCCAAAGUCACCCAAGCUUUUUAGUAAAGCAAGCCGUCUUGUGAUGUGAAGCAUUUCAUUAACAUUAAAACAAAUUUGUGCCAAUAUGUGCACCACUCUGCUACUUUGUGCAUCCCCCUACGGCGGUGCAUUGAUCCACUAAGCACAUCACUGUAUGCACCUCUUUCUAGUAAUUUGCUAAUUUACGUGGCCAUAAACUUGAUUGGUGUAUUAUUUUUUUCAGUUGAAAGGUCUCAAGCUGUUGUGGAGAGACCCAGCAGUUGUAAAAAGAAGUCCAAGACAACGGUGUUGAGGUUCCUUGACACCAAUGAAGUGUUCCUUGACCCCAGCAUGGCCACCACUAUCCAGGACCAGGUGGAUGCCAUCCACGCCAGCUUAUCCAACUAUGUACUGAUCGUCUACGAUGUCACUAACCACGUAAGUUUGUAAGAGUUAUUCCAUCUUUGGUUGAACUGGCAAAAUAGUGAUAACAGCAAUAGCAAUUGGUAUUGGGAUUGCAUUGGGAUUGUAUUUGGAUUGCAUUGGGAUUGUAUUGGGAUUGUAUUGGGAUUGCAUUGGGAUUGCAUUGGGAUCGCAUUGGGAUUGUAUUGGGAUUGCAUUGGGAUUGCAUUGGGAUUGCAUUGGGAUUGUAUCGGGAUUGUAUUGGGAUUGUAUUGGGAUUGUAUUGGGAUUGUAUUAGGAUUGUAUUGGGAUUUCAGUCUGCUUCCACUGAUACAUUUAGCGACACCCAAAAACUACAACUGGACACUGACAGCGACCUACUAGCAUUACAGAGCACGGUGACUGCCAACUGAUGAACUCUGAGAAAGCACACGCUUACCCACCACUGGUGAAACUUGUACCUACUGAGUGAAGAAAUGUGUGCCACAGUAAACGUCAAGUUUCAUUCGCAACUUCAUUCACUUGAUGUGGGUUGUCAGAAUUACUUGUAACACCCUCGUCAGUCUGAGAUGAACUCUGCCUGUCUUUGGACUUGGUUGUCUGCUGCUGUCUUUUGGCUCUGUUGACUUUUUUUUGUGGGGGCUCAGUUGAAUUCUGUCUUUUGGCUGAGUUGACUGCUACCUUUGGCUCUGUGGACUGCUGCCUUUUGGCUCUGGACUGCUGUCUUUUGGCUCUGGACUGCUGUCAUUUGGCUCUGUGGACUGCUGUCUUUUGGCUCUGUAGACUGUCUUUUGGCUCUGUAGACUGCUGUCAUUUGGCUCUGUGGACUGCUGUCAUUUGGCUCUGUUGACUUUUGUUUUUGGUUCAAUUCUAAAAGAUCUCUAUGCAUGGGAGCAAUGUGAAAUAUUAUUACGAUUUUUACAUUUAACAAUGCUGAUGUUCAAAUACAUGUUAUCAUAAGUUGAGCUGUUACACAAUUCUGCGUGGUUGUUUAAACAACUUUUUUAUAAUUUUAUUUUUAAAUGUAAUUUGUUUGUCGCAGGCAAGUUUUGUAGAGACAAAGGGAUGGAUGAAAAUUGUUCGCUCUAUGGUCCCAGUAUCAACAACUCUCGUC